Molecule: messenger RNA, 1997 nt
Organism: Sebastes umbrosus (honeycomb rockfish)
Lineage: Eukaryota; Metazoa; Chordata; Actinopteri; Perciformes; Sebastidae
Gene: stard3nl
Product: STARD3 N-terminal like
Exons: 9
Coding region: 313-1011 (232 amino acids)
Source: RefSeq, a predicted model, not a curated record
GUUCUUUCUUUUUUGUCAUCUUCCGGUUACGUCCUUCCGGUCCGAGCAGACGAAGGGAACCAGAUGACUCGUCGGCAGCGUUGAGGUUGAAUCCUGCCGACUGAAAACCUUCCUAUUCAUGAAACUAACCCCCGAAGGAAAGACUGAGCUUUAAAGAUGCAGUGAUGAAGUUCACCUUCACAGACUGAGUUCACAUCCUCUAAACCGACCUGCUCCAAUGACCCACCUCCUCUGACUCCACCUGAGUCCACCUUCUGUUGACCAGCGGGCGGGGCUGGCCCUGCUCAGGGCGGGGGGUGUGCGUGACCGGGGAUGGACAGCCGAUGCAGCAGCAGCGCCGAUUCACGGCUGACCGUCGGCAGGGGGGUGGUGUCUGUCAACACCACGCCCAUCUGCGCGAGGGUGGAGUCGUAUGAAACCGGGGAGAAGAAGUGCAUCUCGGACGUGAGGAGGACCUUCUGCCUCUUCGUCACCUUUGACCUCCUGUUCAUCACCUUGCUCUGGAUCAUAGAGCUCAAUGUGAACGGUGGCAUUCAGAAGCAGCUGGAGAUAGAAGUCCUGCACUACGACUACCACGCCUCCUUCUUCGAUAUUUUUCUCCUGGCUGUUUUCAGGUUUGCCACCCUCAUCCUGGCCUACGCCGUCUGUAAGCUUCGUCACUGGUGGGCCAUCGCUAUCACCACGGCAGUAUGCUGCGCUUUCUUGAUUGUUAAAGUCAUAGAAUCAAAGCUGCUGUCUCAGGGGGCCUUUGGGUACCUGCUGCCCAUCAUCUCCUUCGUGUUGGCCUGGAUAGAAACGUGGCUGCUCGACUUCAAGGUCCUGCCUCAGGAGGCCGAAGACGAAAACAGAUAUCAGUCCUUCAUGGAUGCCACAGAGCGAGCUCCUCUCAUGUGUCAGGGUCCUUUAUCUGACGGACAGUUCUACUCUCCACCAGAGUCUGUGGCAGACUCUGAUGAGGAACUGGAUGAUAAACACGAUCCAGAGAAAGGGCUCAUUCAGCAGGUGAUCUAACAGGAUCUCCUCUUCGGAAGGUGACGUUUUUCUCUCGCUCCUGUUGUGCUACUGAGGGAAAAUUCUGCCUUACACAUUUCUGCCAUUUUUGUUUUUAUUUGCCUCAAAGAAGUCUUUCAUAGUAUGAAAACACAAAGAGCUAUUUGAGGCAUUCUGCACCUCUGUUUCUGAUAUCAGCCUUCUGCAUGUGCACCUGGGAACGCAAAAGUGCCGCUUAAAAAGCAAUUUCAGUAUCACGACUUAUUAACUUUCAGGAUUUGUUUUCCCCGCUCACAUUUAAUAAACCAUGUAGCUUCCAGGAGAAUUCAUAUUAACGGAUAUUUAUACACAAAUUUGCACAUUUUUUGUCCCAAAUGCUCUAUUUCAGUAUCCGACUAUAAUUCAAAAUGUUUGACAAGAAAAUACAACUAUUUAUUUCUUCUCAUUAAUAUCUUAUAUUUCCAAACAUAAUGUUUACUUUUAAGUUGAUGAUCAUUUUCACAUGCUUGGGUUUCACUGUAAAGGACAAAUAGCUUGCUCCAUAGACUCUGCAUAAAGAAAGGAAGGAUUGUUUUCGGCCAGUAUUGAGCUUAUGGACCACGUUCGUAGCAAACGCCAGGCGGAAUAUUUACAGUUUACUGCAGAACUCAGAAAUGUAUUUGACUACUUCCAGGUCUCAAAAAGCAGUGAAACAACUUGCACGCAACAUUGGAACAAUAUUACAGUGUCAAGAUUUUAAGACUACUGUCUGCUUCUAAACGAGUGAAGUAUUACUUUACUUUAAAACUAUAUGAGCCAUAAGUAUGCAGCACAUCAACGUAAAGGUAUGAGCUGCUCUGUAUGAAACUGUAAACUGCUCUUAAAAAGCUGCUAUUAGAUACAGUUGGAGCUCAAUAUGAGUUGGAAAAAUACAUGUACAUAUCUUCAUGCAUGCCUUGCAAGCCGAGUGGUUUUGUUUUUAUGAAAAGCCUGUCUGUAAAAUAGAAACAUUAAAAUGUGAAAUCAUG